AUGAAUACAAAACGCAAAACCAAUGAAGAAGCAAUCAUCGCCUUAAACAGCACAUAUGACUACAUAAUAGUUGGAGCAGGUUCAGCCGGCUGUGUUCUUGCUAACAGACUUUCUGAAGAUUUGGGGUCUUCCGUACUAAUAGUAGAAGCCGGAGGAUCAGAAAACGAGAACGACAUUAUGCAUAUUCCUAUAACAGCUGGAGGUUUGCAAAAGACGAAACAAGACUGGGCCUUCAGAACAGUCCCUCAGAAGAACGCAUUGAAGGGGUUAAAAGACAAGAGAAGUGCUCAGGCGAGAGGGCGAGUUCUUGGUGGGAGCAGUUCCAUUAACUAUAUGGUGUAUAUGAGAGGCAGUCGCCAUGACUUUGAUGGAUGGGAACAGGAAGGUGCCGAAGGAUGGAGCUACAAGGAUAUUCUACCAUAUUUCAUUAAGUCAGAGGAUAUUCAAAUACCAACACUAAAAGAUUCACCUUACCAUGGAAAAGGAGGUCCACUGACAGUGAGUGAUGGAACAGCUACUCCUCUGAGCGAUGUGUAUAGACGGGGAUUAGAGAAGCAAGGGUACUCUGUUGUAGACUGUAAUGGGAAAAGCCAAAUAGGUUUCUGUCACGCACAAGAAACGAUCAGAAACGGGGAAAGAUGGAGUACUGCUAAAGCUUUUCUCAGACCUGCUAUGAACCGACCAAAUCUUCACGUGGCAGUGAACUCCUAUGUUACCAAGAUUUUAAUCGAAAAGAAGAAGGCAGUGGGUAUUUCACUUGUGAGAGACAACUUAAAACAUGUAAUAAAGGCAAGAAAAGAAGUUAUUAUAUCUGCUGGUGCGUUCAACAGUCCACAGAUUCUAAUGUUGUCCGGCAUCGGACCAAAGAGCCACCUACAAUCAUUAGGGAUAUCAUUGAUUGCCGAUUUACCCGUUGGAGAAAAUUUAGAGGAUCAUUUAAAUGUACUGUUGCUAUUCAGGGAUAACACAACUUCAUCAUUUCAACAGUUAGCAUUAUCAGUUUUCCAAUACUUAGCAUUCAAAUCAGGUCCUAUGACUAAGUCCCAUUUAGAGUCUCACGCAUUUCUGAAGGAAGAUGGCUCCUUGCUUCCAUACAUGCAGAUGUCGUUCUACAGUGUGCUGUCAAUGCCUUCUAUUGCCUAUGACUUCACAAAAAUUAUUAACUGGGAUCCAAAGAUCACCGAGGGUGUGUAUAAAGCAUACGCGGACUUCAUAAGCAAUGGAGGGAGCUUCUUCACCGCAAAUAUACUUCUCCAUCCAAAGAGUAGGGGAACCGUUCGACUUCAGAGUACUGAUCCCUUUGAUCCACCACUCAUUACCGUCUUCCUUGGAAGACGCGUACGUAAGCUAGCCAACACAGAAUCAUUCAGAUCAAUUGGUGCGUCACCAUCAGACCCCUAUGAGGAGUAUUAUCCUCCAUGUAACGAGCUUCCAUACCCUUCAGAGGAGUACUGGGUCUGUAGAAUCAAGCACUAUGCGUUCAACGUCUGGCAUCCAACGUCUACAUGUAGAAUGGGGGCAUUGGAUGAUCAUACGGCUGUUUUUGAUCCACAACUCAGGGUUAAAGGUAUACAGAAUCUUCGUGUAGUCGAUGCCUCCGUCAUGCGUCACGUAACCUCUGGAAACACAAAUGCUCCAACCAUAAUGAUAGCAGAAAAAGCGGCCGACAUGAUUCGAGGAAUAGAUAGUGUUAAAGAUAUUCGUAAAAGAAUUAUCAAUUUAUAAAUAUUGAUAAAAGAUGAAGUGUUAAAUUUUUUUGGGAGGAAAGGGGGGAUCAUGCGUGUGUUUACACAUUUCAAGGCAAGAAAACAUGAAAGAGGAGAUAUAACAUUCUUUUCAUAUCAACGUAAAGAUAUUUACAUAUAGGUCGAAUUAGGGCAUUUUAGAAAUUUGAACAAAGUAAAUUUGUUUAUGAUCUAUCAUAAGUUAAGAUU
Messenger RNA from Saccostrea cuccullata (small rock oyster), 1934 nucleotides. RefSeq names its product alcohol dehydrogenase [acceptor]-like. The record is from RefSeq and is a predicted model, not a curated record. Bases 1 to 1725 code for a protein of 574 amino acids. The transcript is spliced from 12 exons. NCBI's taxonomy places the organism in Eukaryota, Metazoa, Mollusca, Bivalvia, Ostreida, Ostreidae. Gene Ontology annotation, molecular function: oxidoreductase activity, acting on CH-OH group of donors; flavin adenine dinucleotide binding.